AUGUCGAAUCUUUCAGCACGAACAGGACGAGACCGUCAACGUUACGAAAACAACUUCCGUCUCGUUUCUGGAUGCAUUCCGUAUAGGGUAGUGAAAGAUGAAGAGGACUCAAGUGUUGACUUUGAAAACAAGCUUCAAGUUCUUAUGGUUUCAUCUCCUAAUCGACAUGAUCUUGUCUUCCCAAAGGGAGGAUGGGAAGAUGAUGAGACUGUUCUCGAAGCUGCUUCUCGAGAAGCCAUGGAAGAAGCAGGAGUUAAAGGAAUACUAAGAGAAGAUCCAUUAGGAGUUUGGGAAUUUAAAAGCAAGAGUAGCAGUGUGGAAGCUGAAUGCUACUUAGGUGGUGGAUGCAAAGGUUAUAUGUUUGCGUUAGAAGUGAAGGAAGAACUUGCGACAUGGCCAGAGCAAGAAAACCGGCAGAGGAGAUGGCUGAAUGUUAAAGAAGCUUUGGAACUGUGUCGGUAUGAGUGGAUGCAGAGCGCUCUUGAAGAGUUUCUGAGAGUAAUGGCAGAAGAUGGAAGGACAAAGGAAGACUCUCUUGCCGUUUCCAGCAUUUCAAAUCGAGGAGAGCAUCAAAUCGAUCCUCGGUACUGCUUUGUAGUUAAUUAG
Molecule: messenger RNA, 606 nt
Organism: Arabis nemorensis
Lineage: Eukaryota; Viridiplantae; Streptophyta; Magnoliopsida; Brassicales; Brassicaceae
Source: the annotation of a GenBank genome assembly